AUGUCCAACAGUCUUUUCAAGAGAAUCAGUCUGCCAAAACGCGUACCAACGCCUAAACUCCCACGAAGACAGUUUCUACACACAUCGACCUCUUGUCGCGCCGCUGUCUCCAUCUCUCCUGCUGAUGUCUGGAACUGGGAAGUCAAGGGCAGCGACCCUAGGGACGCCGUCGUCGCGAGCAAACUUGCAGAUCUCAAACGGAUAUUGACUAUCACUUCUUCCGGUCCAUCCCGUGUAUGGGGAUGCUACGUCGACUUGCUCAACUUUCUCGGAAACGAGAAGUUGCCUUUGGAGGUUCAUCGCUCCGUUCUGCGUAAAUGCACGCCUUCUGCGCGAAAGCUACGCACCACGGCUCUACAGUUCGCUCCGGGGACACGGAGAAUACCAGGAGUUCAUCCCUUCGAAGCUCGCUUUCAGGCGAUCAUUCGAAGUAUUCGUGCAUCGAACCAGGUUCCUGACAUUGAGGAUUACCACUUCGUCUUGGAUCAAUUCGCUGCAGUGGGUCAUCAUCUGGGAGCGAUGAAAGUCCUUGCAGAGAUUACCGAUGUUGGACUUCAGAAGGUCCCGAAAACGUACGGAUUGUGUCUUCAAGCUCUCUGCCAUCGCUUGACACUGCCAUGUCCACAAGAACUACGACAGCACGUCGUCAAGGAAGUGACGCGUCUCUGUGUGGAUAUUCUGAACGAGAUGUCUAUGCACAAUGUGCAUAUUACUUCUGCAAACAUGGACCUGGUGAUUCGAGUAUUCGCGGCGACAGUGGACGAAGAAGGGUUCCGGAAAUUGCUGACGUACGCGUACGGCGUUGAUCCCUCGUUUCCAGACCGACCUCCUCUGGAGUACUGGGACAAGGGCCAAGACACUUCCAUGAACUUACCUGUGGAGGGUGUAAGUUUCCCCCUCCUUAGUCCCCUACCAUUAUCUACCGAGGCCCUCAACGUAGUUUUGGACUUCUACGGUCAGCGAGAGUCGAUCUCAAAAAUGGUGCAGAUGUUCGAAGUUCUCACCACGCCGCUUCCACCACAUAGCCUGACGACAUCGCCGCCAUUCGACGAGGAAGACGAAGACGACUAUGGCAUUUCCAACCCUCGAGUUUCCUCUUACCAACCACCUCACGUACAGCCGAGUACGACCACAUUCCUCUUGCUGCUGAAAUGGGCGUCGAGGGCAGGAUACUCCCAUUUGUCGCGGCACUAUAUGCUCCACGCCAUUCGAUACGAGGAAGACGCAGAUAGGCAGCUGCGCAUGGACUGUGCCCGAAAGCCUCGUUCUGAGCUGGUGCGGCACAGGGUUGGGAUCAAUCGAAGCAUCAUGGUGGCGGUCUUCGGGGUGGCAAAUCGGGAGAAGAACGUACAGUUAAUGCGUCGGGUAUUAGACAAGGCUACCUUGGUGAUCAAGAUGAAGGAGGGCCAUAUCAAGUAUUAUGCAAAGGUUCGAAGGAGAUGGCAAGAUGCCGACCAAGCUGCUGGUAUAGUUAUACAGGGCCAGGACUCGCAAAUUGAUGAGGCAGUCACUGAGCGGUCGGCCGUGCCAGAGCAUGUACAUGCGUCUGAAGAAGGCACUACAGCUACUGCUCGUACUCCAAAACUUGUUUCGUCGAAGCCCAAACCCUUUUCCAAUAGCUUCUUCAUCCCCUCGUCGACCGCUUCGCCAUCGACAGAGGUUCCGCCAAUGCCAUAUUUCGACGUUGACCUUGACGCCCCCGCGCGUCCCUCUUCUCCCACUCAAAAGCCCUUUGACAUCGACACCCACUUGAAAGUCAUACGGAAAGAUCUACAGAUGUUGAACGAUUUCCGGAUCCAUGUAGCAGACGCUAUAGGGCGUAUCACGGAAAGAAUCAAAGAACAGCUGGGCCGCAGGGUAUGGGCGUCCAAGGACAUUUAUUUGCGCGACCAAGGCAGACGUGUUCUCAUUACCAAGGAAGAUUGGCAGCAAAUAGCGGGCUUCCGUAGGGCAAGAGCGAUGUCUCUCGGACGGCUGCGACUAUCCUCGCCGAGUUUGCGGCCAGCUCACAUCCGCCCUGGGUCGCUCGCUGCUAGUCGUGGAUUAAAGACCUCAGCUUUCCAUCCGCAUACAGCCCCUUAUAGUUUGCGGACUUGUGCAUCAUAG
Messenger RNA from Laetiporus sulphureus 93-53, 2106 nucleotides. RefSeq lists its product as uncharacterized. Bases 1 to 2106 code for a protein of 701 amino acids. The transcript has 2 exons. Lineage: Eukaryota; Fungi; Basidiomycota; Agaricomycetes; Polyporales; Laetiporaceae. The record is from RefSeq and is a predicted model, not a curated record.